Molecule: messenger RNA, 2523 nt
Organism: Cynara cardunculus var. scolymus (artichoke)
Lineage: Eukaryota; Viridiplantae; Streptophyta; Magnoliopsida; Asterales; Asteraceae
Product: probable receptor-like protein kinase At4g39110
Exons: 1
Coding region: 1-2523 (840 amino acids)
Biological process (GO): protein autophosphorylation
Cellular component (GO): plasmodesma; plasma membrane
Molecular function (GO): transmembrane receptor protein tyrosine kinase activity; ATP binding
Source: RefSeq, a predicted model, not a curated record
AUGGCGAUCCUUCUUGUUUUCUUUUUAACCAUUAUCACCACCGUCUCCGCCAUUCCCACCACCGCCCCUGCCAAAUCUGAUUCAUUUACUCCUCCCGAUAACUACCUCCUAGAUUGUGGUUCCUCCUCUCAAACCACCCUCCCUGACAGACGUAUAUUCUCCUCUGAUUCAACUUCUUCACAAUAUUUGAAAUACGGUGGCCGUGAAAUUGCGAUUGUUGAUCAAUCUGCCGAUGUGCCUCUCCCAAUUUACAAAUCUGCCAAGGUUUUCGAUGCUGAAGCCACGUAUUCCUUUCAUAUCACCAAUACCGGUUGGCAUUGGGUGAGGUUGCAUUUCUUUCCCAUCCGGAAUAACGAGUUCAAAUUACAGCAGACCAAGUUUACGGUGGUCGCUGCCGACAGUUUGGUCCUCCUCCAUGAAUAUGGUCCCAAAGAAAUGGAAAUGCAGGAGUACCUUAUGAAUGUGACAUCAGAGCGUCUAAAUCUUAGGUUCUCGGCCAACAAGGAUUCUCCGGCUUUCAUCAAUGCGAUUGAGGUGGUUUCUGCUCCUGAUAUGUUGAUUACAGAUAACAGCGAUGCUCUCUUCCCUGUCGGUCAAAAGGUUGAUGGAAUGACCAAAUACUCGUUCCAGAAGAUGUAUCGGCUGAAUGUUGGCGGUCCUACAAUCGGUCCAGGAAAUGAUACCCUCGGGCGAACAUGGAAUUCUGAUGAGAAAUUCCUCAAGUCUGCUGCAAUGGCGAAAAAUGUCUCAAUCGCACCCAGUGUUGUUACAUAUCUCGAGGGUGGUUCACCCUUGAUUGCACCGCCGACGGUGUACGCAUCCCUAAUGGAAAUGGGGGCUUCCGAUACAAUUGCACCAAAUUUUAACAUCACUUGGGAAUUUGACCUCGAUCAUGCCUAUCCACAUCUUGUUCGUUUGCAUUUUUGCGACAUUAUCAGCAAAUCGCUAAACGAACUAUAUUUCAAUGUGUAUGUUGGCGGCAAAAUCGCGAUCUCGGCCUUAGAUUUGUCGACGGUGGCCAACGGUUUAGCAGUCGCUUACUACAAAGAUGUUUUUGUGAAAGCAAAUAUGGUUUCGAAGCCGUUUUUGGUUCAAGUAGGCCCAUUAAACGAACCAAUGGGAACCAAAAAUGCCAUCCUAAAUGGUCUUGAGAUCUUGAGAAUGAACAAUUUGGUGAAUAGCUUAGAUGGGGAGUUUGGAGCUGACGGGAGGUCGACAUAUGGUCCAAGCAGGGGCACGGUGGCAGCUGUUGGGUUCGCGAUGAUGUUUGGAGCCUUUGCUGGAUUGGGUGCGAUGGCUGUGAAAUGGCAAAAGAGGCCUCAAGAUUGGCAGAAGAAGAAUAGUUUCUCUUCAUGGUUGCUUCCACUUCACGCUGGCGAUGCAAGUUAUACGCAAUCAAGCAAGACCUCAUUGGGCUCGAAAAAGAGCGCUUUCCAUUCAUCGACUAUGGGGUUGGGUCGGUACCUUUCGUUUUCCGAGUUACAAGAUGCUACAAAGAAUUGGGAUUCUAAUUCUGUGGUUGGUGUCGGAGGUUUCGGCAAUGUGUACUUUGGAGUACUUGAUGACGGUACAAAAGUCGCCGUGAAACGCGGUAAUCCACAAUCCGAACAAGGCAUAAAUGAGUUCCAAACGGAGCUCCAAAUGUUGUCAAAACUUCGCCAUCGUCAUUUGGUGUCACUAAUAGGGUACUGUGACGAGAAUUCUGAAAUGAUCCUCGUGUAUGAGUACAUGGAACAUGGGCCUCUCAGAGACCACUUGUAUGGAAAAAACUUGCCCACAUUGUCAUGGAAUCAAAGAUUAGAGAUUUGCAUUGGGGCUGCCCGUGGGCUACACUACCUUCACACUGGGGCAGCUACUGCCAUCAUCCAUCGUGAUGUGAAGACCACCAACAUUUUGUUGGACGAGAACUUCAUCGCUAAGAUGGCAGAUUUUGGGCUCUCGAAAGACGUAGGGAUGGGAGAAGCCCAUGUGAGCACUGCAGUUAAAGGAAGCUUCGGAUACUUAGACCCUGAAUACUUCCGUAAACAACAAUUGACGGAUAAGUCUGACGUCUACUCCUUUGGGGUGGUAUUGCUCGAAGUGUUAUGUGCGAGGGCAGCCAUCAACCCGUCCCUACCUAGAGAACAAGUGAAUUUGGCGGAAUGGGCUUUGCAAUGGAAGCGAAGAGGUCUAUUGGAUAAAAUCAUAGACCCUUCCUUGGUAGACCAAAUCAAACCCGAGUCAUUGAACACGUUUGCAGAAGCAGCCGAGAAAUGCUUGUCCGAAUACGGGGUUGACAGACCUACCAUGGGAGAUGUGUUGUGGAACUUGGAGUAUGCAUUGCAACUACAAGACCAAGGAAAAACAGAGGAUGGAGGUAGUGGGUUGGCAUUGGCGAAUGGCGCUCCACUUGCUCCCACCGUUGAUAAUAGACCUGUCAUAACGCAAGCUCAAGGCAACCAAAAUUCUGCCCAAGUCCAGAUCAUUGAAGAGCAUUCUGGAACUGCUAUGCUUGCACAAUUUGCAAAUCUCAACGGUCGAUAA